Messenger RNA from Dendrobium catenatum, 1299 nucleotides. RefSeq names its product peptidyl-prolyl cis-trans isomerase CYP40-like. NCBI's taxonomy places the organism in Eukaryota, Viridiplantae, Streptophyta, Magnoliopsida, Asparagales, Orchidaceae. The transcript is spliced from 7 exons. The record is from RefSeq and is a predicted model, not a curated record. Bases 664 to 1062 code for a protein of 132 amino acids. Gene Ontology annotation, molecular function: protein binding.
AGUAUGGCUGUUGAACAAUGGCAAAUGUGAUUCAAAUUAUAGAUUGAAAGAGUAUUUAUAGUCUAUUAAGAUUAUGCACUUUGAUAAGUUGAUAACAAGAUGAAGAACUUUAGCAUAGCAUGUAUAUUCAUCUCUAAUUCUAGCACACAUCAAGGAUUUUCUUAGCACAAAACAGGGAUGAAGGGGAGACUUUAGGAGGAUGGUUAUAUAAAGAAAUUUUUUCAUUCUUUCUAUCAUUAGCUUGAGCUAAGAGACUUAGGCUAAUAUACCAGGAAUCUAGGGUUAUAUUUUGUACUUAAGACCUUACACAUUUCCUAAUAUCACAUAUAAUAACCCUGCAUCAUUUUUAAAAUGCUAAUAAAAUAAUGCCCUGUUAUAUUUUCUUUUUUAUGAGAUAAUGAGCCUUUUUAUAGGACAUAAUUAAAUAAAAAAAUGUGAAAUAAUUAUAUCAAAAAAAUAUGCAUGUUACCUAAACUUAAAAACAUAAUAUAAUAUUUUCAUAUUCUACUUUGAAUCUUCCUAUGCUGCAUCAUUAAUCUUAUUUUUUACAUUUAAUAAUGUUUAUUGAUUAUAUAGAUGUUAGAUCCAUUUUAUAUGAAUUCAUUAAUAUGUUUGCCCAUUUAUAUUUAAACUUUUACUAAUAUACAGAAACAGGAUCUUAAAAUGGCUCUUCGAAAAUAUAGAAAAGCUUUGAGGUACUUGGAUGUUUGUUGGGCCAAAGAAGAUAUUGAUGAAGAGAAAACGUCUCAGUUAACGAAGACCAAAUCCAUGAUAUUGACAAAUAGUUCUGCUUGUAAAUUUAGGUUAGGAGACUUAAGGGGGUCUCUAAUCGAUACGGAAUUUGCCAUUCGUGAGAAUGCCAGUAAUGCGAAAGCAUUCUUUCGACAGGGUCAGGCUUACAUGGCCCUUAAUGACAUCGAUGCGGCAUCGAAGAGCUUCAGAAAGGCUUUAGAGUUGGAACCAAAUGAUGGAGGAAUUAAGAGAGAACUAGCCACAACCAACAAGAAGAUAGCUGAUAGACUUCACCAGGAGAAGAAAGCUUACGCCAAAAUGUUCCAAUAAAAAUUGGGAAACCUUCGCUGUAGAACUUCUGUUUCCGUAGGUGAUAACCGAAGCCAAUCAAUAAUAAAGCAAGUUAUCUUUUUCGAGUUCCUGACUAACAGCGAAUUUUCAUCAUUUUAUUUAUCAUUAUCAGCAUCUUCACUGUAAUUAUCAGUUAUCCAAAUCACAAAUUUGAUUUAUCUAAAAUGAAAUCACUAGUGUUACUAUAUCUACAUUAUCACUUGCUAACUAAUUAUA